AUGUCCUGCAACUUUUUCUCCCCCCAGCAAUGUGCCGGGUGGCAAAGAUUUGUGAAAUGUGCCCAGAAAUGCACAGAGAUGUUCCUUCCGAGCCGAGAGGUCGACUUCGCCGCUUUCAUACAAAGCGUUACUUUUUGCAUCAUAAUUACUGGGUUUUAUGGCGUGGAUCCUGGAACCCUUUCCCCUGUCGAUGUUGCCUUCAUGACAAACGCACUCAACCGCCAUUCGGAUAGCACCUCGCGACGAACUCCCCUUUAUCCUGAUGAACUUCACGCGAUGAGGGAACGUGUUUGUAGAUGGGUCGGGGGGGAGCGUGCCUCUCAAGCCCUGGAAACCAUUCUUCCCGCAUAUGAGUCCAUGUGGCGUCUAGCCGCUGUCACAUUGGCCUACGCAAAUGGUAAUCAACACAUGCACAAUGCCUUCCUGGAUUUCAGUGAGAAUCCCACCCAGAAGCAAUUCCGUUCUUUCAAAGUUAAGAACACUCGACCGAGUGUAGAAGCCAUCAUCAAUGAAGUCCUGAGGUUGCACCCACCCAUUCAGCGCAUUGCGCGCAAAAGCAGACACCCCUUGUGGAAGCGUCUGUUUUAUCCCGCACAAGAGGUAGCUGACAUCGGAGCUGUUCAUCGCUCGUGUGUAUAUGGCAUGCGUCUAGAGACCUUCGAUGCGAUGCGCUUCCAACGUCCAGUCGAUAUGCAACUACUUGCUUUCGGACACGGCGGGCUAAGCUGCGUCGCGGGAGAAUGGGCACCCAUAGCUACAGCGCUAAUCGUCGCCAAAGUCAUAGACAGAGUGGAUGACGUCGGUUUUGUUCUUGCGGGGAAGGUAUUCGACGCAAGGAUGUAUCGAAAUACGAGGAUAGGUUGGGAUGGGUGGGUGGUCAGAAAGAAAGAGAAGGGAAGGAUUCUCGAGGCUCCUCCUGACGUUUCUUUUGGUUAG
This is a messenger RNA of Suillus subalutaceus, 936 nucleotides long. RefSeq lists its product as uncharacterized. Lineage: Eukaryota; Fungi; Basidiomycota; Agaricomycetes; Boletales; Suillaceae. Gene Ontology annotation, molecular function: oxidoreductase activity, acting on paired donors, with incorporation or reduction of molecular oxygen; monooxygenase activity; heme binding. The record is from RefSeq and is a predicted model, not a curated record. The coding region runs from base 1 to 936 and encodes 311 amino acids. The transcript has 2 exons.